AUGUUUGCUCCAGAUUCUAGUGAAAAUUUAAUAUUGGGAUUAUGCAAUCAAAAUCCUGGUGGACCUCCCCCUCAGGGAUCAGGCAUAGAUCAGCCAGGAUCAGGUUUACAGCCUGGAGUUCAGCCUCUUCCUAGUAAUGUGAUCAAUAAACAACCAGGCACAAUGGAAGCUCAAUAUAUGCAACAACAAAGUCAAAUAUUUGUGUUCACAACUACUUUGGCCAAUAAAUCUGCUGAAUCAGUUUUACAAGGGCAAUAUUCAUCAAUUAUUGCAUAUCAUUGUGCUCAGCCAGGCACUAAAAAAUACCUGGAGAAACAUCCCUUAAAAUUAAAUCAAUUUCAUCGUCAAAGUUCUGCACAAUGGUUAAAUAAUUUAGCUCAGAUUAAACAAAAAUCUGUCUUUGGCGGAAAUCCCCCCAUGAAAGCAAUGGGACAAAUGCCCAUGGGCCCGAGAGGUCCCAUUCCGGGAGGAAUGCCUGGUCCGUGUGACAUACCACCAGGCCCUGGCUCAGACCGCGCCAAGUAG
Molecule: messenger RNA, 525 nt
Organism: Pediculus humanus corporis (human body louse)
Lineage: Eukaryota; Metazoa; Arthropoda; Insecta; Psocodea; Pediculidae
Exons: 3
Coding region: 1-525 (174 amino acids)
Source: RefSeq, a predicted model, not a curated record